This is a messenger RNA of Oryctolagus cuniculus (rabbit), 2415 nucleotides long. Lineage: Eukaryota; Metazoa; Chordata; Mammalia; Lagomorpha; Leporidae. The record is from RefSeq and is a predicted model, not a curated record.
GCUGUGACGUUGUGGGCGGGGCCUUCCGGGUCGCCUCUCCCUUGAGUUUUUAGCCCCGCCCCUGUCCCGUUCCCUGCCCUGUUGCUGUUGCGCCGCCGCUGGCUGCUGCCCCCGGACCUCCGCUAUGGAGAAGUCAGUGGAAGACCCCCCCACGUCUGCCAUCUUGCUGGAUCACUGUCACUUCUCUCAGGUCGUCUUUAACAGUGUGGAGAAAUUCUACGUCCCCGGAGGGGACAUCACGUGCUAUUACACCUUCACCCAGCACUUCGUCCCCCGGCGUAAGGACUGGAUUGGCAUCUUCAGAGUGGGGUGGAAGACAACCCGUGAGUAUUACACCUUCAUGUGGGUCACUUUGCCCGCUGACCUAAACAAGGAAUCGGCCAAACAGCAGGAAGUCCAGUUCAAAGCUUAUUACCUGCCCAAGGAUGAUGAGUAUUACCAGUUCUGCUACGUGGACCAGGAUGGUGUAGUCCGGGGAGCAAGUAUUCCCUUCCAAUUCCGUCCAGAAAAUGAGGAAGAUAUCCUGGUUGUUACCACUCAGGGCCAGGUGGAAGAGAUUGAGCAGCACAAUAAGGAGCUUUACCGAGAAAACCAGGAGCUGAAGGACAGCUGUGUCAGCCUCCAGACGCAGAACGCAGACAUGCAGGCCGAGCUACAGAGGAAGCAGGAAGAACUGGAAACCCUACAGAGCAUCAAUAAGAAGUUGGAACAGGAAGCCAAAGAGCAGAAGGACCGUUGGGAGACAGAGCUGCUGCAACUGAAAGAGCACAAUGAGAAGAUGUCCUCAGAGAAUGAGAAGAUGGGCAUCAGAGUGGAUCAGCUUCAGGUCCAGCUGUCAACUCAAGAGAAAGAAAUGGAGAAGCUUGUUCAGGGAGAUCAAGACAAGACAGAGCUGUUGGAACAGAUGAAAAAGGAAAAUGGCCAACUCUUCCUCAGUUUAACUGAACAGAGGGAGCAGCAGAAGAGGCUCAAGCACACUGUGGAGGAGAUGAAGGAGAAAGAAUCCCAAGCAGCAAAGAAGCAAGAGGAGUUAACGGAGCCUAGGAACAAGAAAACAACAGUGGAGGAGCAGUUAGUGCAAGAGGUGGAACGCCUAAAGGCAAAGGUAGAGGCCGGGAAAGCCUGUUUCUUAGAGAAGUACAAAGAGUGCCAACGACUCCACAAACAGAUCAGGCAACUCAGGGCUGCCGCACUGGAAGAGAACUUUGACCUCUCAAGAAGACUGAGUGAUAACAAGAUUAUGCUCGAGGCUCUGCUGAGAGAGAAGGAGAACCUGGAAAGAGAAAAUGAGCUCUUGAAGAAGGAUAAUAGCAGAUUGCUGAGCUACAUGGGUCUGGAUGUUGACUCUUUGCCGUAUCCAAUGCCGACUUCAAAUCACGGAGGUGCAGGACAAAACCCAGGACUGGUCUAUGGAAACCCAUAUUCUGGUAUCCAAGAAAGUUCCUCCUCUGGCCUGUUCUCCGUCAAGAAGUGCCCCACCUGCAAAUCAGACUUUGCUGACGACAUGUGUGAGCAGCAGCACGUCUGUCUCAGUUGUCCAAUUUGUCACAAGAUCUUCCCAGCAAGAGAGAAGCAGAUCUACGAAGACCACGUGUUAUGCCACUCGCUCUAAGUGUCCCAGCCUCGUGGAUCGAUGCUCUACUUAGAUAAUUUAUAGAGUAGAGAGAGCAUCUACUAGGGGUCCUAUGAGUCAAGAUCCCGCCUCACCUGAAGCGGUCAGGGAGUCCCUCAGCCUGCUGCCCCGAGCGCUGGGGUCGCGUCCACUAUCUGAGGAUGGCGUUAGGGGCUUCUGCGUCCCCCCUCGCAGGUUACCCCCUGUAAGUCACAUAACUCCAGCUGUGUCGGCCUCUCACCCGUAACGCCCAUUCUUCCGAGGUCUCAGGACAAGGGCCCUGGGGUAGAGCUCGCCUGCUCUUCACAGCAGUCUUUACCUGAUAGGAAGUGAUUACUUUCCCAAGCCGUCCUGCUGUCAUGCGAGGUCAGGCCUUGAGUGUGUGUGUACUCAGUCCUAACCCUGGGCCUCUGUCUCUGCUUGAUUGCGUCAGACCAGACAAACAUGACGCGGGAGAACGUGGCUGCCCAACCUGGAUACCAAAGGUUCCCCAUCCGCAUUACUCAGCUCCCUGAAGAAGUUUAUUCCUGCACAGUGGACAAGAAAUACCAUUUCAGUCACAGGAAGCCUCCUUUCUAGAUACCUCUGACAUUUUCUAACCUGGUCUUUUCUAUGCAUAACACGUAGCUUUUUUUGUUGUACAUCCUUUUUUAAUGGUUAGUUGGAGUUAGAAAAUAUAUGGCCUUAUUACUUUUUGAGCAGGUGAGUUUGAAGAUGGAUGUUAGAAUAAUGAGACAACCAUUGUUAAUAUCCUAUACUAAAAAUAAAUUGCUCUUCUAUUUCAGGGAUUUAAGCAACUUAAA